Alternaria arborescens is the source of this 846-nucleotide messenger RNA. RefSeq lists its product as hypothetical. The transcript is spliced from 3 exons. Lineage: Eukaryota; Fungi; Ascomycota; Dothideomycetes; Pleosporales; Pleosporaceae. The coding region runs from base 1 to 846 and encodes 281 amino acids. The record is from RefSeq and is a predicted model, not a curated record.
AUGGAACUUCCAGAUGGCAAGACGCUUCGCGCAGGGGAUCAUGUUUCACGAAAUUCGCAGGAGGAGGCAGAUAUUAUAUUCCUACGGAACCAAGAAGCUUCACCACUGCUGCAACUACCUGGAGAAAUCCGCAACAAAAUCUACCAAUACGCUCUUGGUGGUCAUCACAUCUAUCUGGACGAGCACCAGCCGAGUUUCAAGAGGCUUGUGAUCCGACGUGCUGAUGGGAAACGAAUAUCCAAGGAUGACCUCUUCGCACUUGGCUACACUUGCCGACAGACCCACUCGGAGUCUGCAAUCUUACUAUUCAGUCUUAACGAAUUCAUUGGCUACUUUUGGUCUUCGUUCGAAAUUCAGAGAUGCGAGUUUUUCUCGCCGAGCCAGCGCAACGCAAUACGUAACAUCAGUGUCACGAUAUGUUGCUUCAGACACUUUAAGGGCAGUGAGACGAUUAUCGUUGACAAGUUCGGUGGACUGGAGAGGAUUACACUGGUGGCUACUGCAGUUGAUGUUGCGGACACCCUCGAGCCGGGCUUUGAAUGUCAACCAUACACUACUGACGGUCGUUUCCACCCGAUAUCGACAUCUUCCGCAACAGAACCACCAGUCUCGUCUAUCGACGUCGACGUCGACAUGUCUGAAGCAUGGGAGUACGCAUGGGAAACAGAGCAUCAAGAUGACGAUGAGGAUGGUCAAGAGCAGAUCGAAGACGAAGAUGGUGAAGGUCGGAAGCUUGUGCGCUGCUGCAGCAUGGCUCGUCCACAAGUUCCACCGUUCCUCAAGGUGCUACCUACCACGCAACGCUUUGUCACCAUACACGAUUACAUCACCCAAGCUCACGCUUAG